UUGAUUAUUGGGCUUUACGUUCAACGUUGAUUAUUGGGCUCUUCAAUUGCCCCCGGAUGAUUAAUUUCCCUCAUCCGUGUAAAAUGGGUGGCUACGGGACCUAGUCUGAAACAUUUCUUCGGAAAUACUUCGGAGGCUGUCGUGGCAGCUGUCCCGUAGUUAUCGGGUCUCCACCGUCCUGCGCUCUGUAAGUACCUUUCUCCCAGCGUUCCGUUUUCUCCGUUCUGCCGUCAGUUUGUAACCCACAGUUGCCAUGACGUGGACAUGCCCCGCCUGUCAUCUUAUCUGCAAACGCCAGGGCAGCCAUUUCGGCAGCGGAAACUGCCUCGAGCGCCAGGCGCAGGGAUAUGGCCGCGCCGAUGGGCCUUCCCAAUCGCAUGCCCACAACCUACCUCCGCCUGCAGCUGGGACGUCUCCUCUACCUUUCAUACCGACCAGAAAGAAAAUCAUGCGGCGCAUACCGAAAGCAGCCCGGGCUCCCGUCGCAAUGGCAUUCACAAAGCUAAUGCGGAGCGCCACAUCUGCCAAUGAUUCUCAGUCAUGGAUGAAGCUGCUAUCCGCUCCCUCAGCGAUCCUUUCUUCCAGGAGACAACAAACAUUCACGGAAAACAUCCCUCACCUCCUAUAUCCGUGAUCGGAUCGCUAAAUUCGAAAGCGGAGAGCUCGAUAGUGAAGAGCCCGUCGCCCCAAAGAACCAUCGGCGCGCUACCCCCGAGGACGAGAUUCCCCGUCGCGUUGGCAUGCAGAUCGACGACUUCAACGUCAGCGGGGCCGUACGCACUCUCCUUUCGUCGGAUUCUGUAGCCAGCCCAACCCCAGAGGUGAUAGAGAGCAUGCAGCGCAAACACCCAGCAGCUCCAUUACCCACUGCCCCCAACGAUCCUCCGGCCAUGACAUUUGUCCCGCUCACUCCCGCGGAAGUCCUGUCAGUUUUGGAGAGCAUGCCACGUGGUAGUGCAGGUGGCCUUGAUUUUCUGCGCCCGCAGCACCUGUUGGACCUGAUCGGUGCAAGAAUGAAUGACGCUGCAUCUGACCUGUGCGAUUCACUUACGGACUUGUUGAAUCUCCUACUAACGGGCAAAAUUCCCUCUGAUAUGGUCCCCCUGCUUUGUGGCGCCCGGCUCGUCGCACUACGCAAAAAAGACGGAGGACUGCGCCCGAUUGCUGUUGGGAAUGUGUAUCGUCGCAUUGCCGCUAAGGCGGUGGAUAUCCGCAUCCGGCCAAUUACAUCGGAGUUCCUCCAACCACAUCAGCUUGGGUCAGGUGUAAAGAGGGGCGUCGAAGGCAUCAUCCACGCGGCAAGAGACUUUCUCCUCCAGUACAGUAAUGACGUUAAAGUCCUACUCAAAAUCGACUUCACCAACGCUUUCAACUGCAUCUCACGCGAGGAAGUAUUAAAGAUAUCAGCUGAAGUUAUUCCAGAGUAUUAUCCCUUCAUUAAAAUGUGUUACGGGUCAUGUUCUUUGCUGUUUUUGGGAGAAACAGUAAUUUCCUCCCAGUCUGGCGUGCAGCAAGGAGAUCCACUCGGCCCAGCCUUAUUUUGUUUGGUACUGCAGUGUGUCGUUGACAUAUUGGAUGUCGAUUUGAACGCCUGGUAUAUGGAUGAUGGGACACUGGGAGAUAAACCAGCGAAAGUGAUCAGCAUUUUCCAACAACUAAUAUUAGAAGCUGCGAAGAUUGGCCUGACUGUUAACAUCGCGAAAUGCGAAGUGUUUUUGUGCGGUGGUACUGAAGCAGAAAGAGUAACGGCCGCCAGCGACUUCACCAGUCUGUUCCCUGGCAUUGCCAUUGUAUCAGCAGAUAAACUUACACUCCUCGGAUCCCCGCUUCUACCAGCCGCCGUAAUCCCGACGAUCGACGAAAAGAUCAGGCAGCUGGAGAUCAUGUGCGGCCGCCUGCAGCUGAUUCCUAAGCACCAUGCGCUGUUCUUGCUGAAGAAUUGCUUAGGAGUCCCGAAAAUAGUGCACAUUUUACGCACCUCUCCAGCCUGGAUGUUUCCCAGCGAGUUGUACAGACUGGAUCAGGUGUUCCGCGACGCAAUAGAAUCCAUCACUAACGUACGGAUGGACUAUCCGACGUGGCUCCAGGCGUCCCUUCCCGUUCGUCUAGGCGGUUUGGGGAUCAGACGCACCGAGAAGCUAGCUCCCUCUGCUUAUCUGGCAUCGGCUUCCUCGUUGCACCCACUGAUCUCCAAGCUGUGUCCGACGCUUAAGCCAACGGAUGUAACCGUAGCCACUCGUGCCUGGAAGGUUAUCGCCAACACAGACGAUCUCCCGGCGGAAGCACUGCGACACGUUCAGAAGGCCUGGGACACACCUACGACGCUACACGCAUUUUCUAGGCUGACCUCAUUGCGCACCACAAAGGAUGAGGUCGCUCACCUGAAGGCUGUUUCAGUCCCGGAAUCCGGCGUAUGGAUCCAUGCACUGCCCGCAGCAAGCCUCGGUAAUCUGCUGGAAAAUAAUGCUCUCCGCAUCAGCGUUACGUUGCGUUUGGGUGCACCAAUUGUAUCCCCGCACGUGUGCGUGUGCGGUGGAUCGGUCGACGAAUUAGGCCGGCACGGACUCCGUUGCAAACGAUCUGCCGGACGGCUGCCACGACACGACGGUAUCAGUGGGGAGCUCACCCUAGGACUAAAGACAGCCGGUUUCCCAGCCAGAAUGGAGCCGAAAGGUCUUUCAGCGAAGGAUCGCAAAAGGCCGGAUGUGAUCACACUCGUACCAUGGGAACGCGGAAAGCCGCUGGCCGUCGACGUGACUUGCGUGGACACACUUGCAGCCUCUUAUAUCGAUCGCACCUAAGUGAAUGCCGGGGCCGCAGCUGAACAUGCAGAAAGAGCGAAACUGACGAAACACAGCUGGCUGCAGCCACGGUAUAACUUCAUGGCGGCAGCAUUCGAAAUUUACGGACCGUGGGGAGAUGGAACAAAAAGGCUUGUGGAUAAGGUUGGAAGCGGUAUGGCCACCGCCACAGGCCAGAAACGUGCGAAAGAGUUUUUUAGACAGCGACUCUCUAUCCAGAUACAACGGGGGAAUGCGAUUUGUGUAAUGGGUACAAUUCCCGAUCAGGAUAGCAUUGAGGAAGUGUUUCUGUUAUGAGAUUAAUGUUUUCUAGUACUAAGUUUGUACUUGUGACA
Paramacrobiotus metropolitanus is the source of this 3136-nucleotide messenger RNA. RefSeq lists its product as uncharacterized. NCBI's taxonomy places the organism in Eukaryota, Metazoa, Tardigrada, Eutardigrada, Parachela, Macrobiotidae. The record is from RefSeq and is a predicted model, not a curated record. The transcript has a single exon. Bases 741 to 2801 code for a protein of 686 amino acids.